GAGCCGGAAAAAAAUCACUGCGUUUCACAACACUCUCUCUCUGGCUUCAGCUCUGUUAAUGGCGGCGGAGAGAUUGACGUUCACUCUCGGAGGCAAAGGAUCUUCGUCCUCUUCUUCCUCCGUUUACAAGGUUGCUUCUCGCGUAUCUAAUGUAGGGAUCGACUCUUCUGCGAUCGAGAGAUUCUCCACUAAAACCCUUCAAUUGACCAAAAGAAGCUCCUUUGGAAUCCCUGAAGGGUUAACGAACGAAGAGAUCCGAGCUUCUUUGGUUGUGCUCUUAAACAAGCUUCUUUUGUCGAACUCGGGUCCUUCUUCUUCUUCCUCCACCGUUCGUUCUGUUCUUCCGGUUAAGAUAUUGGAGAUUCUGAAUUCAAAGACUGAGAAUUUCGAAUCUGGUGAGAUUGAAGUGACAGAAGGGGAAAAUUUUGUGCUGGAGAAGUCGUGUGCUUCGUUUAUUGGACUAUGUUCGAUUAUAGAUUACAAAUCGACGGCUCUUUCUCAGAUUGUGGAUUCUGUUGCUGCCUUGAGCUGUGAGGCUACAAAAGGUGAUAUCACUUUGUUUAGCUCGUUGGAUUCAGGAGACGGGUUUGGUCAUAAAGAUGCAAUUAGUGUAGCUGGUGAUCUCAAGGUUUUGCUAAAUGGGUCUAAAGCUGUGGGGAAAUUCGAAAUCGAAGAGAUUUCGAAAAUUCCCAUGAUUCAUGGAAAAUUCAGAGAUUUGGUGAAAAGCCUGCACUUGGAUGCUCGGAAUGAGUUGAAUUCGGGUGUUAAAGGAGGCAAAACUGGGUCUGUAGACUCUGGAGUUGGUGAGGCUUUAGGAGCAACAUUGCCAUCUUUGUCAAAGCUGAUUAAGAGCCUGGGAGCAUGCUCUUUCCUUCGUGCUAAGCUGUGUUUUCAGUCCAUUGGAAAUGAGAAUCUGAGGAAUGGUUUGUCGCAACUGUUCGAAGCGAGCUGUAUUGAGUACGAGAACCUGAAAAAUGGCUUCUCUGAAGAGGAUGACUGCAGAUUUGCUCAUAAAUUGAAUGAGACUCUAGGGAUCGUAUGGAGAAUUGUUGGUUUUGAAGCAGUUGCUGCCUUUUUUGCACUUGCUGGUGGAGAGUUGUUUGGCGAGAAGGGAGGAGACGUGGGACAAGAGGAGUCCAAGAGCGAUAAGAAAAAGAAGAAGAAUGAGAAAAAAGCGGUUUUAGGGAAGGGGACAAGCGUAGUUAUCCAGUUUAUCAAAGAGAGAUUGGUGAGUAAUGAGGCAGCAAGUGGUGAUGAUCAGAUGAAGUCAUUGAACCAAUGGGUGGAGCAAAUCUUAAAUCUUUUUAAUCCCGCGGGUCACGGUUUUGAUUCCUUCUUGGCAAAAGUGAAAGAGAUUGUAGAAAGUAAUGAAAACAGGAGACUUCCCAAGCUUCCAAAGGGUACUCGAGAUUUCGCUAAAGAACAAAUGAUAGUCCGAGAAAAAGCAUUUUCAAUCAUACAAAACGUUUUCAAGAAACAUGGUGCAACUGCACUUGAUACUCCUGUCUUUGAAUUGAGGGAGACACUUAUGGGGAAGUACGGAGAAGACUCAAAGUUGAUCUACGAUAUUGCUGAUCAGGGUGGAGAGCUUUGCUCUUUAAGAUAUGAUUUAACCGUCCCAUUUGCACGGUAUGUGGCUAUGAAUGGUUUCACAUCAUUCAAAAGAUAUCAAAUAGCUAAGGUGUACAGAAGGGAUAAUCCAUCUAAAGGGAGAUACAGAGAGUUUUAUCAGUGUGAUUUCGAUAUCGCUGGUUUGUCGGAACCAAUGGGACCCGAUUUUGAAGUUGUCAAGAUUUUAACAGAACUCCUUGAUAAAUUGGAGAUCGGAGAAUAUGUGGUGAAACUGAAUCAUCGAAAGUUGCUUGAUGGAAUGCUGGAGAUAUGUGGAGUACCAGCUGAGAAAUUCAGAACCAUAUGUUCGAGUAUCGAUAAGUUAGACAAGCAAUCAUUUGAGCAGGUGAAGAAAGAAAUGGUGGAGGAGAAGGGUUUGUCUUCAGAGAUUGCAGACAGAAUCGGCAACUUUGUCAAGGAAAAAGGACGUCCCAUGGAGCUGUUGAGUAAACUGAGACAAGAAGGGAGCGAGUUUUUAGCUAACAAAUCAUCAAACGAAGCUCUUGAGGAGUUGAGUAUCAUGUUUGAAGCUCUUGAGAGAUCAAAGUGCAGUCACAGAAUAGUCUUUGAUUUAAGUCUAGCUAGAGGUCUUGAUUACUACACAGGCGUCAUCUUUGAAGCCGUUUGUAUUGGAGCAGAGGUUGGAUCAAUUGCUGCUGGUGGGCGAUACGAUAACCUUAUAGGAAUGUUUGGAUCAAGGCAAGUCCCUGCGGUUGGCGUGAGCCUUGGGAUCGAGCGAGUGUUUAACAUUAUGGAAGAGCAACAAAAACAAGUGGUUCGACCUACGGAGACACAGGUUUUGGUUAGUAUAAUGGAGGAUAAUAAGCUAGGGGAAGCUGCGGAAUUGGCUAGUCAGUUAUGGGAAGCUGAUAUCAAUGCAGAGUAUCUUGUGAGCAAAAGGAGAGCAAAGCAUUUCGAUCGUGCUACGAAUUCAGGGAUUCCUUGGAUGGUGAUUGUAGGCAAAACAGAACUCACUCAAGGUGUUGUCACAUUGAAGAAGAUCGUCAAGGGAAGUGAAGAGGAAAUCCCUGAUGUUCCUAGAGAUUGUUUCGUUGGAGAAUUGUUGAAACGUCUCUGACUUCUCUCUCUUGCAUAAAUGGUACACUUACCCAAACUCUCACUGGUUCGAAUCCCAGCGAAAGUGAAUCACAGUUGUGUUGCAUUUUUAUUUUGUUAUUUUGUACUUUUCUUUUAUAAAAAAUUUUGAUUGGAAAAGCACGACUCAAAAUCGAUGAUUGGUGUUAUUUGAGAUAAGAAGUGAGAGAUAUUUUU
Molecule: messenger RNA, 2883 nt
Organism: Eutrema salsugineum
Lineage: Eukaryota; Viridiplantae; Streptophyta; Magnoliopsida; Brassicales; Brassicaceae
Product: histidine--tRNA ligase, cytoplasmic
Exons: 6
Coding region: 59-2689 (876 amino acids)
Biological process (GO): mitochondrial translation; histidyl-tRNA aminoacylation
Cellular component (GO): mitochondrion
Molecular function (GO): histidine-tRNA ligase activity; ATP binding
Source: RefSeq, a predicted model, not a curated record